This is a messenger RNA of Vollenhovia emeryi, 2668 nucleotides long. RefSeq names its product diacylglycerol kinase epsilon (gene Dgkepsilon). The transcript is spliced from 11 exons. Gene Ontology annotation, molecular function: ATP-dependent diacylglycerol kinase activity. Bases 243 to 1829 code for a protein of 528 amino acids. Lineage: Eukaryota; Metazoa; Arthropoda; Insecta; Hymenoptera; Formicidae. The record is from RefSeq and is a predicted model, not a curated record.
ACAUUUGCGGUGCUGCCAUUCCUCCUCCAUGUCUAUUUAAAGCUGAGUCAUGACAGCUCUCAGGCUUAUCUCUGUCAGCAGAAAUGGAUGUAAAGGUUAGGCGAUAUCAGAAAACACAUGUAUAACAUACACGCACGGUAUACAAAAUACAAACGACUCGAAAAGUAAAUAAUGACUGUCGCGUUCGUCGCAUAACAAGAUCAUAAAUUUUUGGAAUCCUGCAAAUCAAAUUAUUUGACGUUAUGUGGAACGAAGAUCUGAAUACUAUUAUUCUGCCUACAUUGUCUGCUAUGAUUUUCUUUUUAUUCACGAUAAAUUUCUUCCGAUACCUCAUGGGUAGUCCUCAUAUCCAGAUUAGAGAUGUCACAAAAGAACAUAACUGGAAGUCAAUUAGCGGAACAACCAAGGCGUAUUACUGUAGUAUUUGUGAAGCUUUAUUAUUGCACCUUGAUGCCCUUUUCUGUGAUUCUUGUGGCGUGUGCGCGGAUCGAGGCUGUAUAAAGCUUGCUGAUAAACAGCUAAAAUGCAAGGCUGUAACUCUCAAUACCGAUCAAUUGAUGAAGCAUCAUUGGAUUAAAGGUAACUUACCACUUGUUGCUACGUGCUACAUUUGUGAAGAAGAGUGCGACGUAGAGCCGGGUCUCACAGAUUGGUGGUGUUGCUGGUGUCAGAGAUGUGUUCAUAAAACAUGUAAAUCUUCUCUCUCUGAAAUAUGUGAUUUCGGAAAAUUCAAAUUAAUGAUCAUUCCACCAGGAAGCUUAGAAAUAAUAAAUCGACGUAGUACGAUGAGACGUAGAAUACAUCUUCGUUCUAUUGUACCACCAAACUGGCCUAAUUGGAAUCCGAUCAUUGUUGUGGGAAAUAGAAAAUCGGGAAACAAUGAUGGAGGUCAAAUUUUGUCUCUGUUCAGAAGAUUGUUAAAUCCUGCGCAAAUCGUAGAUUUAGCAGAACGUGAUCCAGUCGCUGCCCUCGAGUGGUGCCGUUUGCUAGGGAAAACCCCGUCAACUAUACUUGUAGCUGGUGGCGAUGGAACCGUGGCUUGGUUAUUAAACACCAUCAACAAACUUAAGUUGGAGCCUGUUCCAUCUGUAGCAAUAAUUCCUUUGGGGACAGGCAACGAUUUAUCCAGGGUAUUAGGAUGGGGUAAGCAACACGAUUCGCCUUUGGAUCCCAUGGAACUGUUACGGAAGAUUCAAGCAGCGGAGAAAGUAAAGCUUGACAGGUGGUCUAUAACGGUAAAACCAUACGGCGGACUAGGAUUUAGAGGAUCGCAUCGUUCCUUAUUUAUGUACAAUUAUAUAAGCGUAGGCGUGGAUGCACAGGUGACUUUGGAUUUUCAUCGCACAAGAGAGAGUCGAUUUUAUCUGUUCAGUCAUAGAAUAUUUAACAAGCUGCUGUACCUGUGCUUUGGCACGCAACAAGUCGUGGAAAGGGAGUGCAAAGAUCUCGAUAAAAAUUUAGAAGUUUAUUUAGACGACAAGAAGAUAGAACUGCCUUCUGUUGAGAGCGUAGUGAUACUUAACAUUCCAUCUUGGGCUGCUGGUGUCGAUCUAUGGAAAAUGGGAAUGGAAGAUGAUGACAGUUCAGAAAUGCAAAGUAUUAACGAUGGCAAAUUGGAAGUAGUAGCACUUUAUUCUUCAUUCCACAUGGCUCAGCUUCAAGUGGGUCUCUCCAAACCGCACAGGAUUGGCCAAGCCAAUACUGUAAAGAUAAAAUUAUCGCAGUCAUGCGCUAUGCAAGUCGAUGGUGAGCCCUGGUAUCAACAUCCAUGCGAAUUCAACAUAACAUACUGCAAUCAGGUUUCUAUGUUAAUGAGUAGCGACUUCUAAAUGUUAUAUAUACCGCGUGACCUUAUAGGCAUUUGCACAAAUGCAUUUAUUUACACGUUAAUAUGCAAGAGAGUAUACCAGCUAAUAUUUGCCAAGUCUGUUAACAACUUUAGGUCCUUGAUAACGGUAAUUAAAAUAUUGGAGUGUUUAAGAAAGAGAAAUGAUAAACUCUAGUCAAUGUUCCACGCAAGAAAAUGUUACAUCUUUUAUGAAUUAUUGCUGUUUCGUAAUUUUAUUGAUGCCGUAUUUAUAAUGAAAAUGUACAAACAAAAAUAAUACAUUAAUAAAGAUAUUUUAAUGUUUACGAAAAUCUUUGACUUUUAUAAUCAUGCGCAAUACACUAAUAACUAAUUUCGGAUAAUUUAUUAUUCAUUUGUUGCCAAACUUCAACCAAAAUUAUAAUUUGUAAUUACAUUAUUUUCACAUAAUAGAAAAGACUAAUGUAAACGGAAGAUUCCAGCAAUUCCUUUUUGAUGAUAAAAGGGGACAGAAAAUUCAUUUUAUUAAAUUAUGACAGAACGCCAAAUGUAUUUUUUAUUGAUCUUGACGGCCUUUUGGAUUUUGCACGAGAUGGCUAGAACGAUGAAGGAUGUUGAUUAAGAUCUAUUAAAAAUUAGAAAAAUUAAUUAUGGUAAAAACAUCAUGUUUAAUUGCAUAAAAUAUUAUGCAUUAAAACUUUACAUCCGAAAAGAGACAGAUCAUUCGUGAGUACAUAUUAAAAUCACGAAAAAUAAUUUACUAAAGAACACUUAUUAUACACACACAUCUAUAAUUUGUGGAAAUAAUACGGAAUAAUAUAGAACUGUAUAUGUACAAUAAAUUACAAACUACUAUGUUAA